AUGUCUGCCGCCAUUUUUGGGGUCUUGAUUGCUCUGUGUGGCUUUGGGAAGCUUCCCGUUGAUGGAAAACCGGUAGUGACGUCAGUAUCUGGUGACUUGCCAGACGUACCACAGGACAGUUUGCUGUCGGAACCAAUUUUCCUGGAGCAGGACUACAAGAGAGAGUCGGACGUUUUUCACUAUGAGAAUUACGUCAUUGAAGGUGCUAGGGUCAGACGUCAAGCUGUUAUGAAUAAGACCCGAAUUUGGCCUGGCGGAGUGGUGCCUUACGUCCUGGACAAAGCAUUCUCACCAGACGAGUUGGCGACGAUUGAAGCGGCUAUGAGGGAAGUGGAGCAGAACGUCGGCAACAGUACUCACCCUUGUGUCAGGUUUAUCCCCAGAACUACAGAAGUCAACUACCUGGACGCUCACGCUGGAGACGGCUGUAGUUCGGUCAUAGGUCUAGAUUUCACUGGGCCCCAGGUGUCCACAUUCGCCCCUGCCUGUGUCAUAAAAGGUUUACUUCUGCACGAGCUGCUCCACACGCUGGGGAUCUAUCACGAGCAGGACCGUUUCGACAGAGAUGACUACAUCAGCAUGAAUGCCACCAACUUGAGAGCGGAUGCCGAGAGAAAUUACGUCCUAAAAAAUAUGAGUGACAUCGACAUUUUAGGUACUAGCUACGACUUCGGCUCCAUCAUGCACUAUGGACCUUACAGCUUCCCCAAGGACCCACAAUACCCUGUUAUGACCCCCAAGCCCAAAUACGCAGCCGGAACUUACAUGGGCCAAAGGUCAGCCAUUGAGUGUUUCAGACGUUCUGAGAGUGCAGAGGUUGUACAGCUGUCCGGAAGACGUCUCACAUAUGCAGUCCGACAUCACAAAAGAUAA
Messenger RNA from Candidula unifasciata, 873 nucleotides. The record is from the annotation of a GenBank genome assembly. NCBI's taxonomy places the organism in Eukaryota, Metazoa, Mollusca, Gastropoda, Stylommatophora, Geomitridae.